Molecule: messenger RNA, 1313 nt
Organism: Cimex lectularius (bed bug)
Lineage: Eukaryota; Metazoa; Arthropoda; Insecta; Hemiptera; Cimicidae
Gene: meigo
Product: solute carrier family 35 member B1 homolog
Exons: 1
Coding region: 136-1086 (316 amino acids)
Biological process (GO): UDP-galactose transmembrane transport
Cellular component (GO): endoplasmic reticulum membrane; Golgi membrane
Molecular function (GO): UDP-glucose transmembrane transporter activity; UDP-galactose transmembrane transporter activity
Source: RefSeq, a predicted model, not a curated record
UACGUUUGUUGCUUAGUGCUUACGGACAACUAACUGCCAAGAUAUCAACGUGGCCUGUUUUGGUUGGUGGUGAUAUGAUUUCUAAUAAUUUAUUUCUAUGAGAAAACGUUUGGCAGUUAGAUCGCUUUGCCAAGGAUGAGCCUGAGGUUCGCAUUCAUCGCCGGAGGGAUUUUCUCUCUUUACUGCCUCUUCGCCGUUCUGCAGGAAAAGCUCCUGAAAGGGACCUUUGGUGAAGAAAAGGAGCGUUUCACGUAUGUGCUUCCUCUUCUUUUAGUUGCUACGGUUUUCAAUUACUGCUACGCUGUAUUUAUGAAAAGGCUGAGCGACAGGACGACCGAGGACACGAAGAUCCCGACACUUUAUAUAACGUGUAUUUCGCUGACUUAUCUGUUGGCGAUGGUCACCUCGUUCAUGGCACUGCAGUGGGUGAGCUACCCGAUGCAAAUAGUCGCCAAGAGCGCCAAGCCGAUUCCCGUCAUGGUCAUGGGAGUGCUCAUCGGUCACAAGAGCUUCCCAUUGAGGAAAUACUUCAUAAUAAUCUUGAUCGUAUCAGGUGUAGCGCUCUUCUUGUACAGAGAGGACAAAGCAGUGAAUAUUGUAAAGACUUCGGAGAUGGUAGGUUUUGGCGAGAUCCUACUGUUCAUGUCGCUCCUCAUGGACGGGCUGACCAACUCAAUGCAGGAGAGAGUGAUGGCCAAGUACAAACCCAAAUCGGACCAGUUGAUGCUCGAGAUGAACAAGUGGUCGAUGCUCUACCUCGGAUUGAUGGUACUUGUGACUGGCGAGGGGAUGGAUUUCCUCAGCUUCGUACAGAGACACCCAAGCUCUAUACUCCAGAUAAUCAUGAUCUCAUUUUGCGGUGCUUUGGGUCAGUUCUUCAUAUAUCUGUGCUUGGUGGAGUACGGCACUCUCACCUGUUCUGUCAUUACGACCACAAGGAAGUUCUUCACCGUGUUUUCCUCUAUCAUCAUUUUCGGACAUGUCCUCAAGACCAGGCAGUGGGUUGGGAUAGUUUUUGUGUUUUUUGGUUUGUUUCUAGACAUAUAUUAUGGCAAAACGCCUAAAAAACAACUCGAAAAAAAAUAAACCUCAACUUUAUAGUGUGCUCUUACAAAUCAAAGGUGUCACAUUUGUAAGGCUACCUCAAAUUAGAAAUGUACAGAAGACUGUUCCAUUCAUAAAAUCAGUAAAUUUUAAUAUGUUUAACAUUUUAAUCACAAAUUUAUCCAACCAUUAUUAAAUAAUGGUAAUUAUGCAUAACAUAAAAUGUACCUUGAAGGAAUUAAAUUUAUAAUUUCUUGGCAUAUAGUGAA